CAAACAUGUACUAGUUCUAUCACAAAUGUACAUACAUCAAAGCAAGAAUUUUGACAACCCGAACAUUUUCGCUAUGGUAAGAAACUGACCUUAAUUGACAAAAAUACGUUUUGUAGUAAAAUGAAAGAACAUAAGUUAAACGUGCUCGCUGUGAAGCACUACAAAGAUGAAUAACCAAAAAAUCACCUUGAUAUGCACCUUAAAAUCCGUGAAUAUCAAUGCCAAAGUCGACCGUAUCUUCUCAAUCUCAUCCAUUUAAUUAUUUCUUAACAAUCUAACAUGGUAAUACCAAAUCAAAGAAAAUCCCGUUUGACACCGUAUGUACGCUUCUUUGACACACUGAGUUUCCCCGUCAAGAACCACCAAUUCUAACAUCUCUUGCUAGCUGCAACUUUGGAACGAGUCGUAACUCUUAAGAAAUGUCUCCAUAAACAAAAGAAAAACACGCGCCAACAAAACCUGUCCUCUUCCUUCCCCAUUACAUACAAACGCCCACACCAUCUUCACCAAAUAAAAACCCAACACAAAUUCAACCGACUCAUUAUUUCAUUCCUUUUCCCGGCGGCGCCUCUUCCACCGCCUCGAUCUCAUUUGAGCAAUUAUGGGGAGAAAGCUGGACGCAAUUCUGGGCCGGAACAACUUCAAGUCCUACAAGUUCAAAGCACUCGCCAACCUCGCCGUCUCCCGCCUCGCCAUCUUCAAGAACCAGCGCCAGGUCAAGCUCAACCACGCCCGCUCCGACGUCGUCGACCUCCUCCGCCUCGGCCACCACGACCGCGCCCUCCUCCGCGUGGAGCACGUCGUCAGGGAGCAGGGCAUGCUCGAGGUCUACGCCAUGAUGGAGGAUUACUGCAACCUCCUCGUCGAGCGGCUUCAUCUCAUCGAACAAGAAAGGGUGUGUCCCAAUGAACUGAAGGAGGCGAUAUCGAGCUUGCUCUUUGCAUCCUCCAGGUGCGGCGAUUUCCCUGAGCUUCAAGAGAUUCGCCUUCUGUUGACUUCUCGGUACGGGAAGGAAUUCGCUGCUGGCGCUGUUGAACUGCGCAACAAUUGUGGUGUCAGCCAUAGGAUGAUACAGAAGAUGUCUACUAGGCAGCCGGACAGGGAGACCAGAAUCAAGCUGCUGAGAGAGAUCGCGGCAGAGAACAAUAUCGCCUUGGAAGAGCUAGAUCAACCACAUCAGGCGAAACCCAAUGCCGUGAGCAGUAAGCAAGACGAGGAGGGAGAGACAUCAGCAGCAGCAGCAGCUGGAGCACGUAAGGCGAGCAGCAGUGCGGGAGAAGACAUUGGAAGAGAUGGUGGUCUCACUGAUUCAGUUAGAAUGAAGAGGAAGUACAAAGAUGUGGCUGACGCAGCACAGGCAGCGUUUGAGUCAGCUGCCCAUGCUGCUGCAGCAGCAAGAGCUGCUGUUGAGCUCUCUCGCUCCGAUGAUCCACGCCGCCCUGACAACCAUGGUAAUGGGGAAGUGAUGGUGAGCCAAGAUGAGGAGAUGGAAGAGUCUGAAUCCGAACCUGAAGAUGAAGAAAUCGUCGUUGAAAGCAAAGCUGCCGCUUCGGAAUCAAAGUCGUCUUCUUCGAGUCUGGAUCCUGAGAAUCUAGCCAGAAAGUUGGACAAGGAAAUUCAAUUCGAUGAUGAAAGUGAUGAGGAGGAGGAGGAGAAUGAUGACCGGAUCAUGAACGCCGACGAUUCUGACAAUAUUGGGGGUCAUGAGGCAGCAGCAAGUGCAGAAGAGUCCAGUGAGAAUAUUAUCCCUGCGGUUAUUCAAGCUGGGUUGAAGGUGGAACCAGUUGAUGUAUACCCUGAUGCACAACAGCCAGCUUCAAGGGAAUCAAGAACUACAAGGACCUUGAACAUACUCAAGGCGCCUUUCUCCGUGAGGACCAGGCACGUCCGUGGAUACUGAGAAGAACCUUACUCGUCGGAAGUACAUAAAUUUUGCAGGUUGCUCCUAAUAAUUGCAAGUGUUGAUUUGUACUCACUUCAGUGGCUUUUUUGUGUUGUUUUUGUUUUGUUGGUUUGCAUCUUCUUCAUUCGUAAAGCUUUGUUCAUUACGCGGAGUUAUAAGAAUUACCAGUUGCGAACAAGAGCUUGGUCUACAUAAUACAAGAUUUAUGUCAUG
Molecule: messenger RNA, 2116 nt
Organism: Linum trigynum
Lineage: Eukaryota; Viridiplantae; Streptophyta; Magnoliopsida; Malpighiales; Linaceae
Source: the annotation of a GenBank genome assembly